Messenger RNA from Caenorhabditis remanei, 609 nucleotides. RefSeq lists its product as uncharacterized. Gene Ontology annotation, biological process: SCF-dependent proteasomal ubiquitin-dependent protein catabolic process. Gene Ontology annotation, cellular component: nucleus; cytoplasm. The coding region runs from base 1 to 609 and encodes 202 amino acids. The record is from RefSeq and is a predicted model, not a curated record. The transcript has a single exon. Lineage: Eukaryota; Metazoa; Nematoda; Chromadorea; Rhabditida; Rhabditidae. Gene Ontology annotation, molecular function: cullin family protein binding.
AUGUCUGCUGAAGAAGGUUCAAUCGAUGUCCCCUCCGACGAUGCUCCGGAAUUGGAUGAUACUCCUGAAGUCGAGGAUGCUCCAGUAAAUGAUGCAGGUUCAGAAGAAUAUGAUACUUCAGAAGGCAAUGAUGCUCCAGAAGUCGAUGAAGUGUACUACAUCACAUUGAUUUCAAUGGAUCAACAGGAAGUGAGGAUGUCGUCAGAUGCACUCUGUCAAUCAAAAGCACUCCUCAAUGCGGUUGACGGUCUCCAACGUGCUGAAAAACAACUUGAAGUAACCGUUCAAAUCGCCAACAUCACUGGAACAACUCUCUGUCAAAUUGUCGAGUGGUGUGAGCAACACAAGGGAGAGCCGAUUCCAGUAGAUAAGGAGAGUGAACAUCAACCGAUAUAUAUCCCACAAUGGGAUAAAGAGUUCCUCGAUGGGUGUGACUUGAAUGAAUUGCUCCCAGCUGCCUUCGAGUUGCAAAUUAAACGACUCUUGGACUACGGAUGCAAGGCAAUGGCUCUCAUAACCAAAGGAAAGUCUUUAGAUGAGCUUCGAGAUGUCUUCGGCAUCGAAAAUGAUGAGGAGGAAGAUAAUGAAGCAGCUGGACUGGUUAACUAA